This is a messenger RNA of Vollenhovia emeryi, 740 nucleotides long. Its product is annotated as transmembrane protein 138. Gene Ontology annotation, cellular component: cilium. The record is from RefSeq and is a predicted model, not a curated record. Bases 84 to 572 code for a protein of 162 amino acids. The transcript has 4 exons. Lineage: Eukaryota; Metazoa; Arthropoda; Insecta; Hymenoptera; Formicidae.
ACCGUUUCGCGCGGCACAACAAACUCCGCAGGCUGCUAACAGCCGGCGUGUAUCUGUACCCCGCGUUGUCUCUUUCACGGUAAAUGAAUUCCUUGAACACGAGGCAGUACACGGCGAUCGUAAUCCUGCAGUACGUCGUCCUGCUCUUCGACGUCUGCGUGAAUUCGUUCGCGAGCUUCGCCAGGCGGCAUCCGACGGAGCUGCUAGUGCUCUACGUGAUUCAAGACUUCUGCCUCAUCGUGGCCCUCACGUUGCUCCUGGUGAACUUCUUCUCUACCUAUAUCUUCCAGGCGGGUUUGAUACAGCUGCUGUACACAAGAUUCCGCAUGACGUUAGUACUAUGCAUUAUAUACAUGAUAUUAUCAAUCAGUCUUCACACGUGGCACAUCACUAUACAUUGGUCGGCGCCGUUGAAACAUUAUUGGACAAGAGGAUUUCACGUUCUCUACUCCGCGCACAGAACAGUUGCGGUGUUGUACUACUACUUCUACAAAAGAGCCUCUCUGAGGAUCGGUGAUCCAAGAUUUUACAAAGGUUCCGUUUGGGUGCAGAAGCAGUUGAGUAUCUCGUAACUGCGUGUAAAUAAAAUUCCAUGAUACAAAGGAUUCUUACGAUAUCUUCGCAUUUUAUACAAAUUUGUAUAAUUACAUUACGUGGAUGAGGCAAGAUUGGCAUAUAUUCACAUGAAUUACAAUGCAACUUUUUAAUUCAUAUAUUAAAUAAACUUUGUACAAUUUAUA